Messenger RNA from Aedes albopictus (Asian tiger mosquito), 3610 nucleotides. RefSeq names its product zinc finger protein 271. The coding region runs from base 274 to 3222 and encodes 982 amino acids. The transcript has 7 exons. Gene Ontology annotation, cellular component: nucleus. Gene Ontology annotation, biological process: regulation of gene expression. The record is from RefSeq and is a predicted model, not a curated record. Gene Ontology annotation, molecular function: zinc ion binding. Lineage: Eukaryota; Metazoa; Arthropoda; Insecta; Diptera; Culicidae.
AAGCAAAACCAAGCCGCGUCGAAAACGUCAAAAAUUUCGCAGACUGCGGAGGUGAAAAUCCGUCUGUAAAGAGAAAAUUGAUUGCAAAAUAGUCUUUCCCCAGAAUAUUGUGCAAAUUAUGCUGUGGUUCUGUUACUGAAAAGUGUUUCGACUAGUGCACCAUCAGGAGAUCCUUCCCCCAAGUAUGGAUUUGACGUGAACCGGAACGGAGUGAUAAGGUGAAAAGUUUUUCGGAAUCUCUGGCUCCUGGUUGCUGCUCCCCAUCAAAACAAAAUGGAUCCCAGCAGCAGCAGCACCAGCGGUAGCAGUGAAUACGAUUUUGCCAGGAUAUGUCGAUCCUGCCGCAAGGAGGACUACUACUCGCAGACCAUCUUCGAUUCCGUCGGCAGCAACGGCAUCAGGCUGGAUGAAAUGCUCGCCAGUUGCGUCCACAAGCAGAUCCCCAAAAACGACGGAAUGCCGGACCGACUGUGCCGGAAGUGCGUGUGGGAUGUCACAGCCGCUUAUGAUUUCCAGCAGCGCUUCACUGAAAGUGAUGCCCUACUGCGAGAAUACUUAUCCCGUCGGAAGGUCUUACCGACAGUCGUAGUACGGGAUGAUGCCACCAGUGGAGACGUUUCUGUGAAGAUGGAGAUGAUCGAUAUAAAGCAGGAGUUCCCAUAUGGAGAUCUAGAUCCUCUUCAGGAGCAGAACGAACGGGAACAGGCGGCACUCGCUCCAAUACCGGAGGCAAUUACCGUGUUGAAUGUUGACGAAGCCGAAGGGGAGUAUAUGGAAGCGGAUGUGGAUCCAAGUGGGUUCGACCAUUACAGCGAUAUGGACAACGACGGCGGGAACGUCAGCUCGGGUGACGAAGACGAGGACAGUAAGCCAUUGAUGUCGCUAAUAUCGGAAGAGAGUAAAGCAGAGAUGGAAAGAUUGAUAGCUACCGUCGUGGCGGAAGCAGGUGUGACAAUGGAUCCCAACUCGACAACCUGUCCCAUCUGUUCGAAGUCAUUCCCUAAGCGGUACCAUUUGAAUCGUCACAUGCGAUGCCAUUUGACAAGUCCGCAGUUUGUUUGUGACCUGUGCAACACCGGAUUCACCCGACGGGAACAUCUCUAUCGGCACAUGAAGACCCACAAUCCAUCGGAGAAGAAACUGGAGUGCCCUCAGUGCCACAAGCGGUUCAUCCGGAGGGAUCACAUUCGGGUUCAUUUGAAAACGCACAACAUGACGCCGGAAGGCAUUGAAGAAGUUAUGCAAUCCUUCCCGGUGGAAACACCGGACCGAAAGCGAGCCGACAAAGAGGACGAUUCGGCGGAACCCAAGGGUCCCAAAGAGUGCCAUGUGUGUGGGAAGAAGUUCCUCAGGGCGUUUCGCCUGAAGCGACAUCUGCUGACCCACGAAGCGGACAUCGAGUGCGGCCAUUGCGAUAGGAAGUUUGCCGCGGUGUCCUACCGUGACUACAAGAGCCAUAUGGAAGCGGAUCAUCCGGGACUGCCGUUGCAGCCGGAGAAGAUAAUCGAAGGAGACGAUUCGGAUGAGCGCCCGUACAAAUGUGAGCUGUGCGAUCGGGCGUUCCAGCGGAAGACGCACAUGACUCGUCAUAUGACCAUGCACUUGGCUAGUAGGCAGUUCGAGUGCAGCGUUUGCCAAAAAGCGUUCAAUCGGAAGGACAACCUUCAGACGCAUCUGCGAAUGCACGUCAAGGACGGAGUGCUGAUCGAGGAGCAAGUCCAACAGAUAUUGGAAGAGAAGGAACGGGAUAUAAAACAGGCACUAGCCAGGGGCGAGCAGAUUAAGAAAGAAGGCGGCGUCGACGAGGCGGAUGAUGAUGACGAUGGGUUAGAUGACAUCUUUAAAAAGCCGGAACUGGCGGAAUCGAUGAAGCGGAAGCAGUGUCCGUUCUGCAGCCGCACGUUCAAUCGGUUCUACCAUCUAAAGCGGCACAUGAAGCUGCACGGAAUCGGAGUGGAUCCAAACGAAAAAUCCAAGGACGACAUGGACGAAAUUGAUGAUAAAAUGAAAGCCGUUUGUCGCAUUUGCGAUGCCACGUUCGAUAAAAUAACCCCUUUGCGGAAUCACCUUCGUAUCCACAUGAAUCCGGAAAGCUUCAGUGAGCUGAACAUCCGUUCGAAGCCGUAUCUGUUUGAAGAAGGUUUCAUCGUGGAGAACUAUGUGGACUAUUUGGUGCAGAAGAUUUGCGCCUGGAAUGUGAGCCGAUUCUAUAUGAUCAUUGAACCGGAUGGGGAAGAGUUGUGUCUGAGUGAUUCGGAUUCGGAACCGGAGGAAGGCGACGAGCCGUUGGAUGGUAUCGUUCGUAGGGAGCACACGUGUCUAGUGUGUCAGCAGAGCUUCCCUCGGAUCAAGCAAAUAAUGGAGCACGCCCAGAGCACUCACCAAACGGAACAGCUGCUGAGUUGUAUGCACUGCUCAAGGACGUUUCCGAGUAACGAUCUCUUGGUGCGCCAUUGUAAGCUCCAGUGUGAGAAUCAGCACAAAAAGUUCUUCUGCAGCUUCUGCGGUGAGCGAUUCAUGUGGCAGAUCAGUCUCAGCAGGCACACCAAACAGAAGCACGACCAGAAGGAGAACAAGUUCUUCUGCGAAGUGUGCCAUCGUGGGUUCGCUCGGAAUGAACACCUGCUGCGGCACUACCGGGUCCAUGAUCCAUCGGAGAAGAAAUUCGAAUGCCCGCACUGUCAGAAGAAGUUCAACCGGAAGGACAACCUUCGGUCGCACAUUAAGAUCCAUACCCGGGGACCGAACGAGGUCAAAGAACCGACCCAUCUGUGCGUGCUGUGCGGCAAAAGUUUCACCACUUCGUUCAACUAUACGGUGCACAUGCGGCGACACACCGGAGAGCGGCCAUACAAAUGCGAUAUCUGCGGAAAGGGCUUUCCUCGAACGCUUGAUAUGCAAAGUCAUCGUCGGACGCACACCGGAGAAAAACCCUUCAGUUGCGAAGUUUGCGGGAAAAGUUUUUCGAGAUCCUGUCGACUGGUGCUUCACCGAAGAGUGCACACCGGAGAAAAGCCAUACAAAUGCACCUACUGCGAGCGGGCAUUCGCCCAGCCGAACGAUCUGACGCUGCACAUCCGGCGGCACACGGGCGAAAAACCGUACGUGUGCGGCAUCUGCAACGAGCGGUUCAUCCAGGGGACGGCCCUGCGAGCCCACCAGCGCACGGCCGGCCACUACGAGGAGCGCAAGUACGAACGGUACACGCUGGCGUCGCAAUAGUUCGGACUUUUUGGAUGUUUGUGUAUUUAUUUUCCUGUAAGCUUAAGAGUAGUAUGAUAUUGUGACUCGAUUUAACCCUCUAGCAUCUGGAUUGCAUUUAUCCAAGUAUCCCCCCAUCCGUUCUCAUUAACUUGCUGGGUAUCGCACGGCGGAUUUCAAACGAUGGCGCUGGUCUCAGUUAAGAAUAAUUUUGCUCUUGCGAGUGUGCACAGCGGUUCUGGUUAACCUUUCGCAGAAAAAAAGCACCGAGCAUAAUUGACUAGUAAACUGUCUGUAAUCGCAUAAAUGCCCCAUUUGAAUAGGAACACAACAAAUAUGGGACUGAUGUGCGAUUACAGGCUGUGAAGUAUUCCCUCACAGUCAUCAUCACAUACAUAUAUCGAAUUAG